UCUAAAAUUCAAUCGCAUAGUGCGCUGUCCUCGGCACAGAGAGACAUUCGAGAGGACGUGUGCGAUAUCCAUUUUGUACAUUUGCCGGUGUUGUCAAUUCGGUUUGGGCUACUGGGUUAUAAACACGUCAUUUAAUAACCGCUAGCCUUUCAAGGCUAAAUCAGAAGGCAUCCUGGACGAAACGGGUGCACCGAAGAUCCCUACGCAGCAUGGAUUCUAUGUAACUCCGGUAAAAUGUAAUGAGGAGAUGGCUCCGGGAGAGAGAGAUCAUCAGGGUACCAGCCGUAUAGUGUUGGUCAAGAAAAUUAUCAUGAAAGAUGGGCCCACGCCGGGCCAGGGUAUUGGCAGACCCAGUGUUUCCCAUGCUGUGGUGGUCAUCUUCCUGGAGUUCUUUGCCUGGGGUCUCCUUACCACUCCAAUGCUGACAGUUUUACAUGAAACUUUUCCACAGCACACGUUUCUGAUGAAUGGUCUCAUUCAAGGGGUAAAGGGUCUUCUGUCCUUCAUGAGCGCCCCUCUGAUUGGUGCCUUGUCAGACGUGUGGGGCAGACGGUCCUUCCUAUUGGUCACUGUGUUCUUCACCUGCGCCCCCAUCCCGCUUAUGAGACUCAGUCCCUGGUGGUACUUUGCAGCGAUUUCCAUGUCAGGGGCUUUCUCUGUCACCUUCUCUGUCAUCUUCGCUUAUGUCGCUGAUGUCACGGAGGAGCAUGAGAGAAGCACCGCAUACGGUUUGGUAUCUGCUACGUUUGCUGCCAGCCUGGUGACGAGUCCAGCCAUCGGGGCGUACCUGUCCGCGUGUUACGGUGACAACUUGGUGGUGUUGGUGGCUACACUGGUUGCUCUGGCAGACAUCUGUUUCAUCCUGCUGGCUGUGCCAGAGUCCCUCCCAGAGAAGAUGAGGCUCAACACCUGGGGUGCACCCAUCACCUGGGAGCAGGCCGACCCCUUCCAGUCGAUGAGGAAAGUGGGGAAGGAUCCCACGGUUCUUCUCAUCUGUAUAACUGUGUUCCUGUCCUACCUACCUGAAGCUGGCCAAUACUCCAGCUUUUUUCUCUACCUUAGACAGGUCAUUAACUUCUCAUCGGCAACGAUUGCGGUGUUCAUCGGGGUGGUUGGAAUCCUCUCCAUCAUAGCCCAGACACUUAUCCUGACAGUCUUGAUGAGAACGAUUGGGAACAAGAACACAGUUCUACUGGGGCUGGGCUUCCAGAUUCUACAGCUGGCCUGGUACGGUUUUGGGUCAGAGCCAUGGAUGAUGUGGGCUGCGGGUGCAGUAGCAGCCAUGUCUAGUAUCACCUUUCCUGCAGUGAGCGCCCUGGUGUCUCACAGCGCAGACCCAGAUAAGCAGGGUCUGGUGCAAGGAAUGAUCACUGGUAUCCGGGGCCUGUGUAACGGUCUGGGCCCAGCGCUGUAUGGCCUUAUCUUCUUCAUGUUCAACGUAGAGCUGAACACCAUUGACCCCAUCCAGGGAGAAUACCCCAUCGACCCUAUACCUAUAAACCCACCGGCUGAGAAAUCACUGAUCCCCGGCCCUCCCUUCCUCCUGGGCUCGUGCACGGUUGUCGUGGCGUUCCUGGUAGCCUUGUUCAUCCCCGAACACACCGAGCCUCCAGUUGUGACCUGCGCCGAUUCCAAGGAAACCUCCACGCUAGCUGGCGUCCACAUCAACACCCCAUUACCGGGCAGCGACGAGGACACGCAGGUGCCGACCAGCGAUGAGGAGCCCCUGCUGCAGGACAGCGUCGUGUGACUGAGGGCGGGCAGCAGGCGGCUUUGGUAUUGUUACAUCCAGCUAUGGGAACUACCCCAACACGCCAAUUAUGUAGCCUAUCUAUCCCCAAUGGAGGAGGAGGAGGAGGAGGAGAGAGAAAGGGGGCAAUAGGGAUGGGACAGGGGUCUAGCUAACCUAACUCAAUUUUGUGUUCAACUCUGCACUGCACAACCAACCAUUAAUUCCCUGGUCUACGCCCCUGUCUCUGCCCUUACCCAAUAGGAACUAGUAAUUAUUUAUUUAUUUAAGAGGAUUUGAUAAACUGUUUAUGAUGUUGUGAUCUUUUGGGGGAUGGUUACCCCAGUGAUUUUAGUUUUUCACCUAUAGGACUCUGGACCUUGUUUUUGCUGCAAGAGUCUGAAAGGAGAGAUAGCGGAGAUAGUGGAUCCAGCGGGCAAAACUGGUUACUGGUUGUAAUCUGGUUGUAAUGAUGCCAUUUCAACCAGCUUUGCCCGCUGGGGAGAUUAAUGGAGGUAGAACAGAAAGAGCUUGUUGUGCCCUGCAUUUUAUUGCUUCAACGCAUUUUCAAACUCCAUUUCACAUCAUUUCGAUUACAAGAAGGAGAACUGUGCCAGUAGUCAACAACACUUAACAUAUUUACUUUAGAAGACUGUUCAUAGAGGAACUCUGUCACUAUGAGCAGCCGUACGAUUAUGACAUAAUAAAAGGGCUCAGAUAUUAGUCCAAUAUUUCCAUGGGAUCUUCUGUUCACAAGCCUUACAACAACUCACAUUUUUUUCAGAGAGCACUUAUCAUAUCAUUGUCUUAUAAGGGGUAGGGAGACAUGGGGGAUUAGGAUGGUAGAGUAGUUGGCAUAGGAAGAUGAGAUCUUGAUGUAAUUGUUUUACUCCCAAGAUCUCAUCUCACACUUUAUUGUGCAGAGUUUUGGUAUUUGAACCAUCGCUCCUAGAGAAACUGCUAAAAGUGUUACUGUAUGGUGAGAACAUGGAACUACAGUAUGUUGAGGCAGAAUUGAGGUGUUAAUGAUGCCAUAAUUGUUGCUGAGCGUUAUGGUUUCAUGCAGUGCCCUGCGGUUUCUGUUCAGUCUGUGAAAUCUUGAUUGUUACUGUAUAAAAAAAAGUUUUUUAUCUUGAAGAAUAUAAUUUAUAAGAUGUAUUUAUGAUGUAUUUUAUUGAUAUUAUACAUCAGGGCUGGGGGCAAUUCCAGUCAAUUUAGAAAGUAUUCCACAUUUUCCUCAUUGAAAAGCAUUGAAGAGAAUUGGAAUUUGAGUUUGAAUUUUAGUGUAUUUCCUGAAUUGACCCAACCCUGUUAUCCAUGCUGUAAAAAUAGUAUUGCUAACAUUCUGCAACAUAUUGACUGAAAUGUCUAGGCUACUUUGGUAGUAAAAAUAUUAUAUUCAACUUUGAGUGAGACACAUUUUUACUGGUUUUCUUUUUGUAAUUUUUGGGAGGAUUCUUCAUUGUCUUUUAAGUAUAACCUUACUCUGAAUUAUAUUAUAGGGGUGGAUAUAAGGUGAGGUUUCCUUUUUUUAUUUGGAUGACAAAAUCAUGAAUUUCAAUCAUUGUUUUUUUCCUUCAAUAAAUAUGUCCAAGUGUUA
This is a messenger RNA of Oncorhynchus masou masou (cherry salmon), 3329 nucleotides long. RefSeq names its product hippocampus abundant transcript 1 protein-like. Gene Ontology annotation, biological process: transmembrane transport. The transcript has 12 exons. Gene Ontology annotation, cellular component: membrane. Bases 248 to 1750 code for a protein of 500 amino acids. Lineage: Eukaryota; Metazoa; Chordata; Actinopteri; Salmoniformes; Salmonidae. The record is from RefSeq and is a predicted model, not a curated record. Gene Ontology annotation, molecular function: transmembrane transporter activity.